This is a messenger RNA of Anopheles aquasalis, 794 nucleotides long. Its product is annotated as peptidoglycan-recognition protein SC2-like. The record is from RefSeq and is a predicted model, not a curated record. Gene Ontology annotation, molecular function: peptidoglycan binding; zinc ion binding; N-acetylmuramoyl-L-alanine amidase activity. Gene Ontology annotation, biological process: innate immune response; peptidoglycan catabolic process. Lineage: Eukaryota; Metazoa; Arthropoda; Insecta; Diptera; Culicidae.
GGUAGCGGUUACGAUAAGAUCCGCGCAAUCAGGCUGAUAACCACCGUGCUGAGGAAGUAUAAAAUGGACUCUACGCUCUUCAAUUGACCGGUAGAAUCGCUUCAGUGUCGUCGUGUAAAAUCUGCUAUCGCUCGUGAUUCACCAUGAACAAGUUUGCCGCACUGUUGGUGGCGGCCAGCGCCUGUCUGGCCGGUGUAUCGGCCCAGUGCCCGCGCAUUGUGACCCGUGCCCAGUGGGGAGCCCGUGCGGCCAACACCGCCCAGCUUCCGAUCCGUCCGGCACCGUGGGUCGUGAUGCACCAUACGGCCGGUGCUCACUGCACGACGGAUGCGGCCUGCAACCAGCAGAUGCGCAACAUUCAGUCGUUCCACAUGGACGGUAACGGUUGGGCGGACAUUGGCUACAACUUCCUAGUCGGUGAGAAUGGUGCUGCUUACGAGGGACGCGGCUGGGGCCGUCAGGGUGCCCACGCUCCCGGAUACAAUGAUCGCUCGGUCGGUAUGGGCGUCAUUGGAACCUUCACCAACGGUAUCCCGAAUGCCGCUGCCCGGAAUGCCGCUCAGCAGCUGAUCAGCUGCGGUGUUUCGCUCGGACAUAUCGCUUCCAACUACUGGCUGAUUGGACAUCGUCAGGCCGUUGCCACCGCUUGCCCCGGAAAUGCAUUCUUCAACGAGAUCCGCAAUUGGCCGCGCUUCAACCCGAACGUUUAAGAACGGAGUCUGCGUUAAGGAGCAUUAGUUGUGAUACGAAAAAUAAUGAAAGGUGGGAAAGAUUCCUGAUGAUCUGACCGAAAA